GCGAGCUUUUGCCAUAGCAUUUUGCGCAUAAUUUAUUCAUCCCUAAGUUUAGGACCUGAGCCUAUUUUAUAUUGUUUGUUUAUUUUGAACUUUCUUUCAGGAGAUGGAAAGUAACUCUAACCUUAAAGUCCCAUUUGACAGAGAUGCAAUAGAUUCUUGUUGUAAUAACAGGGUUGAGAAUGGCAAAGAAGAGGAGCAUGGUGCAGGAGGGUUGAACGGAGAUGAAGUAGGGCCACCUUGUGUUGGAAUGGUAUUUGCCUCACAAGAUGAAGUCCGUAGUUAUUAUAGCAAGUAUGCGCAGCGUGAAGGCUUUGGUAUAAUGCGAAGGAGUUCAAGGUGUAGGGAGGAUGGGAAGCUUACUUACUUUAUACUUGCAUGUGCUCAAUCUGGGAAGACCCGCAGCAUUGCGAAGAAGAGGUUUCAGUUUAGGCAACUAACAAAAACAAACUGCAAAGCAAAGAUUAAUGUAGUAGUAGAACCAGAGGGAUGUGUCCAUAUUUGUAAUGUUGUGCUUGAACAUAACCACGAGCUGAGUCCUGGAAAGAAACAGCGCAAUAUAUGUAAAAGAAGUGGGACUCCUCGCAAUAAAAGAAAGUAUGCAUUGGAAGAACUGGUUGGAGCACCCGUACAACUGGAUUCUCGUCUAGCUUCUCGUGAAUCUUGGGCCCCUUUGAAUCUGCCAUCAGCUUUCUAACAAUAAAGAAGGUCAAAUCCAGUAGAUUAUACAUUGGAAGGAGCCAACUUUCCCCAUCAAUUAGCAACUGUUAGCAAGCAUCUCGUAUAUGCUAAUAAUACUGGGCAUUCUGUGGGUGAAGUUAUGUUCGGUCCUCACAAGAGAAGAAGUUCGGUUCCAGAAGCUUCCC
Carica papaya (papaya) is the source of this 863-nucleotide messenger RNA. The record is from RefSeq and is a predicted model, not a curated record. NCBI's taxonomy places the organism in Eukaryota, Viridiplantae, Streptophyta, Magnoliopsida, Brassicales, Caricaceae.